AUGCAAUACAGGCUUCCUUGCCUUUAUUCAUACAAAGGCAUUAAACAUUUUGAUGAGAACUUUGCAGCAAAGACAACAUUGAUUUUGAAUACUGUUAUACUACUAUUGUCAUCAAAUAUUACUCUACACUUGAAAGAUAAGUAUGGGCUAGAGCCAAUCCAUCUUUUUGUAUCAGAGGCACAUGCCCCAAAUUCUGAAGCAUUUCUUCCCAUCAAAAGCAUAUCCAUAUGUGAUACAGAAGAUGAAGAUGUUCUUACAUUUAUACAAAUUUUAGGAGGAACUCUUCCUGAGCUUCUGCCAAAUGAAGACAUUAGGAAACCUCUGAUACAUACUUUCAGAAGAGGUAAGGAGCUGAGAAUCUUACAGAUAACAGUAAUUCCUUCUCCUGAUGUUCUGCACAAUCUAAUUCCUGAAGUUUGUUAUGUUUUGGAGGUGAAAGGAAAAGCUAUUUUGUAUGUGGAAGCAAACCCCAAAUAUAGGUAUCUUAUGGAAAGUUUUAUUACUACUUCUUCUCUUCAGAGUUUUGAGAAAGCAGAAAGGAACAUCCCUUUCUCUUCUGUUAUUACCUGCUUUAAUGGGUCUGAAGACAAACCACUGAUUUUUUCAGCCUGGCAUGAUCUAACAAGUGGAGCUAUUUCCUUUUACAGGCUUCCCGGAGAUCACUUUUAUCUGCUGGAACCCUCUAAUGAAAUUUUCUUGACAAAACAUAUAACAAGAUGUAUAGAAAAUGCUGGUCUAUGAGUAUUUGUCUAUUUUAAUGGCAGAGGGUGUAAGAUAAGUCCACAGCACUUCAUAAGAAGUCAUUCUUUCUGUACAGUUGCAUGAGUUAUGCCUAAGUUGUUCUGUUCCUCCUCUGUAAUUCUUUAAGAGGGGGAUUUUGUCUGAUUUUUUGAAAAUAAACAUUGGCUUUGGGUCUUAAAAAUAAAA
Aquila chrysaetos chrysaetos is the source of this 927-nucleotide messenger RNA. RefSeq names its product oleoyl-ACP hydrolase (gene OLAH). The record is from RefSeq and is a predicted model, not a curated record. Gene Ontology annotation, biological process: lipid biosynthetic process. NCBI's taxonomy places the organism in Eukaryota, Metazoa, Chordata, Aves, Accipitriformes, Accipitridae. Bases 1 to 741 code for a protein of 246 amino acids. The transcript has 5 exons.